This is a messenger RNA of Callorhinus ursinus (northern fur seal), 2961 nucleotides long. It is a transcript of the gene PIGQ, whose product is annotated as phosphatidylinositol glycan anchor biosynthesis class Q. NCBI's taxonomy places the organism in Eukaryota, Metazoa, Chordata, Mammalia, Carnivora, Otariidae. The record is from RefSeq and is a predicted model, not a curated record. Gene Ontology annotation, cellular component: endoplasmic reticulum; membrane. Gene Ontology annotation, biological process: GPI anchor biosynthetic process.
CGAGCGCUGUAGUCCGCCCGGGCCCGCCCCACGCGGUCCCCCACCCCAUCCCGACCCCGCCGCCCGAGGGCGCGGCCCUGGGGAGCAGCCGCGUGCCCGGCAUGGUGCUCAAGGCCUUCUUCCCCACGUGCUGCGCCUCGGCCGACAGCGGCUUGCUGGUGGGACGGUGGGUGCCAGAGCAGAGCAGCGCCGUGGUCCUGGCUGUGGUGCACUUUCCCUUCAUCCCCCUCCAGGUGAAGGAGCUCCUGGCCCAGGUGCAUCAGGCCGGCCGCGUGGGGCUGGCCGUGCUGGGCACCUGGUGCCACCGCCGGCAGGAGGCUGAGGAGAGCCUGGGCCACUUUCUGGAGGGCCUGGGCACCAUCUUCUCCCAUGAGCCUUGGCUACAGCUGUGCCGGGAGCAGGGCAGCAAGUUGUGGAGCUGCAAGGCCACGCGCCGGCAGGUGCCUCCCUGCCCUGGCGCCCCCUACGAGGACCAGGUCAUGCUCGUCUUCUACGACCAGCGCAAGGUGCUGCUCUCUCAGCUGCACCCGCCCGCAGCCCUGCCUGACUGCCUGGCCGGCGAUGCGGCGCCCAGUGCUGGGGGUCUGGCUGCCGUCUUUGACACGGUGGCGCGCAGUGAGGCGCUCUUCCGGAGCGACCGCUUCGACGACGGCCCUGUGCGCUUGAGCCACUGGCAGUCAGACGGCGUGGAGGCGAGCAUCCUCGCUGAGCUGGCAAAGCGUGCCUCGGGCCCUGUCUGCGUGCUGCUGGCCUGCCUGUUGUCACUCGUCUCGGCUGCCAGCGCCUGCCGGCUGUUCAAGUUGUGGCCCCUGUCCUUCGUCUGGAGCAAGCUCUCUGUGUGCGAGCAGCUCAGGCACCGGCUGGAGCAGCUCACGCUCGUCUUCAGCACCCAGAAGGCCGAGAACCCCACCCAGCUGAUGAGGAAGGCCAACGUGCUUGUCUCUGUGCUUCUCGAUGUGGCCCUUGGCCUUGCACUGCUGUCAUGGCUUCGCGGGAAGGACCGCAUUGGGCCAUUGGCGGAGGCCCUCGUCCCUGUGGCUGAUCACGUGGCUGAGGAGCUCCAGCAUCUGCUGCAGUGGCUGAUGGGUGCGCCCGCUGGGCUGAAGAUGAACCGGGCGCUGGACCAGGUGCUGGGCCGCUUCUUCCUCUACCACCUGCACCUGUGGAUCAGCUACAUCCACCUCAUGUCCCCCUUCAUCGAGCGCAUCCUGUGGCACGUGGGCCUCUCAGCCUGCCUGGGCCUGACGGUCGCCCUGUCCAUCCUGUCUGACAUCAUUGCUCUGCUCACCUUCCACAUCUACUGCUUCUACGUCUACGGGGCCAGGCUGUACUGUCUGAAGAUCUGCGGCCUGUCCUCACUUUGGCGUCUGUUCCGGGGGAAGAAGUGGAAUGUUCUGCGCCAGCGAGUGGACUCCUGCUCCUACGACCUGGACCAGCUGUUCAUUGGGACUUUGCUCUUCACCAUCCUGGUCUUCCUCCUGCCCACCACGGCCCUGUACUACCUGGUGUUCACCCUGCUCCGGCUUCUGGUGGUGGCUGUGCAGGGCCUGAUGCAUCUGCUCGUGGACCUCAUCAACUCCCUGCCGCUCUACUCGCUCGGCCUCCGGCUCUGCCGGCCCUACAGGCUUGCGGCUGGUGUGAAGUUCCGAGUCCUGGAGCAUGAGGCUGGCAGGCCCCUCCGCCUCCUGAUGCAGAUAAACCCCCUGCCCUACGGUCGCGUGGUGCACACCUACCGCCUGCCCAGCUGUGGCUGCCACCCCACGCACCCCUGGGGCUCCCUGUGCCGCAAGCUGUUCUUCGGAGAGCUCAUCUACCCCUGGAGGCAGAGAGGGGACAAGCAGGCCUGAGGGGCCCUGGUCGCCGGCCUGCCCAGUACCAUCCCGCGGCCACAGUCUGCCCUCCUCCCUGCCAAGGUGUGGACCGUCAGGACAGCAAGCGUCCCUGAUCUCUGCCUUCCCUGCCCCCAGUCGUCUGAGGCCUGUGCAUGUCCUGCUGGCCCUGAGGUGGUGGGGUGCCAAGCAGCAGGACACAGGGGCAGCCAGCCAGGCCAACAGGCCUCUGCUCUAUCACCAGCUGUGUUUGCCUCGGGACCCGCCUCCUGACCUCUAGUGAUGGCCACCCAGUGCCCACCAGCCCCCCUCCUAUCGCACCCAGAGCCCCCGACUCUGCCCACCAUGCCCGUUCCCGGGGAGGUGAGCUGGCAGGCCUCCCUGGUGCUCCCAGCGGCCACACCCUGUCAUGGCGUGGAGGGACCCCUCUAGGACACACUCAACGUUCUUGAGGCUGACCCCAAGCAUCUCCUGGCUUGAGGGGUUGCACUUCUGUGUCCCUCGCCCAAGCCAGCAGCCCCGGUGAACCAGGGCCGUACGGGAAGCCGGGCAGCAGCACCCUCAGCCUGGGUCACACAGGGUUUGUGUGGCGCCCCCUGGAGAGAUUGCUCUGCACGAGGAGCUGCCCACCGGCCUUUGGGUCUCCCUGUGUGAAGCCAGGCCACAUGGGGUGCCGGGAACUGCCUUGCUGAAGACCGAGUACCCAUUCACCUUGCUGCCCUGUCCCUGCCCCGCGCCCACGCAGGAACAGGCCCCUUGGCCAAAUCUUCCAUCUCCCUCACUGGCUACCCACAGAAGGAGGCAGCUGCUGGGCAGACACGUUUGUAGCCCCCAGUGUGGGGAGGGGGGGUCCUAGCGUUCACGCUGCGUCUGCCUACUGGCUGGCAUGGAAUCUGACUGUGGGUGUGAGCCCCAGCAGCCCCAGGGGGAGGAAGCCUGCACAUGCAGGUGGCAUCAUGUUUGUUUUGCCAUCUUGGAGUGGGCCACAUUUGUGCCGUAGCCUGCACUCCUUGCCUGCAGGCCACAGUGGGGAGCCCGUGGGUGAGGUCCCACCAGCCCAGCGUCUCAUGGAACAGGUCCUAGCUCUGCCUUUUUCUGCUGUGACAAUAAAACCUCCCUCCUGUUAGGAGUG